This is a messenger RNA of Mizuhopecten yessoensis (Yesso scallop), 907 nucleotides long. Its product is annotated as ATP synthase lipid-binding protein, mitochondrial-like. NCBI's taxonomy places the organism in Eukaryota, Metazoa, Mollusca, Bivalvia, Pectinida, Pectinidae. The transcript is spliced from 6 exons. Gene Ontology annotation, biological process: proton transmembrane transport; proton motive force-driven ATP synthesis. Bases 126 to 587 code for a protein of 153 amino acids. Gene Ontology annotation, molecular function: proton transmembrane transporter activity. The record is from RefSeq and is a predicted model, not a curated record.
CGACAAAUAAAUUUUCAGAAUAACUUGCUGGGUUACACUUCCUUUGGCAUGGCGCAUGCGCAGAACUAUCCUCUAGCCGGCAUAAACGAACGGUGUUGAUAAAGAGCUGAUCGAUAGAGAACAAGAUGUUUUCCUGCUCAAGAAUCGCUGCACCAAGUGUCAGAUGUGUGGUUGCAAACAGCAGCCGUGCAUGGGCUAGACCAAUGAGCAGUGCUGUAACACAGAAACAAGAGGUUUCACAACAGCGACCAGCAGGUAACUUGGCUGCAUGGAACGGUCUCAAUGGAGUCAACUGGGCCUCAUCCAACCCUAGUGUAUUGAAUCAGAUCAGAUCACUCCAAACUAGUGCUACAAGAAAAGAUAUUGAUCAGGCUGCCAAAUAUAUUGGAGCUGGAGCUGCCACCGCUGGUUGUGCUGGUUCAGGAGCUGGUAUUGGAACAGUGUUCGGAAGUUUAAUCAUUGGCUUUGCAAGGAACCCCUCAUUGAAAGGAGAUCUUUUCACCUAUGCUCUGCUGGGAUUCGCUCUCUCUGAAGCUAUGGGUCUCUUCUGCUUGAUGAUGGGUUUCCUACUUCUGUUUGCAUUUUAAGGUGUGGCGAAAAAUGACAGAGUGUUUGUUUGUAGACUGAUGUAAAUGUAAUACCAGAUCAACAAGUGUGAUUGUGAGUCAUCUUCAGGGCCUGUAUGUAGCUCACAUCUAUCAAGACCAAACCACGUAGUGGUACUGUGGAGUCAUUUUAUACAUAAAUUAAUUUUAACAAAUUUGGAAGUCGACGAAUAACGAAGAACUGCAAAUGACCGCCUGGAUGAGCUGUUGUGUCCUUGAUUUGAAGUUGUACAGAAGAUAAUAUUGUAUGAAGACUGUGUUUUUUAUAUACAGUUUAAAUAAAUAUUAUCUAGUAUAGGCAG